Molecule: messenger RNA, 1449 nt
Organism: Clonostachys byssicola
Lineage: Eukaryota; Fungi; Ascomycota; Sordariomycetes; Hypocreales; Bionectriaceae
Source: the annotation of a GenBank genome assembly
AUGGCGACAGACGCGAUGCCACCCAAGAAGCUUAAAAAGCUACCCUUCAAGCCCACGGCCCUUGGGAGGGCAGGCUCCUCCAGAAGCAAAGAUCCCGAAUCGGACGACUACGAUGUCACGAAACUAUUCAGCCGCUCUAGGGAGAUGGCGCCUGCCCUUCACGCCGAGGAGGAACAGAGAUGGAAGAGGAAACAAGACAAGUUGAAGAAGGAACUCGAGAAAUCCAGACUACCUGCCGAGAAGCGGCCCAUCGACGACGACGACGAUGAAGAGGAACAUAGCAGUCCCGGCCCCAGCCAGGCCACCUCAAAGGCUUCUGCCAGUGGAAGCCAAAAACGAGAUGCGCGAGGAGACAGACAUCAAAAAGAUAGCAUUUCACAGGCCGACGAGGAGGAUGAGGAAGCCCCAAGUAGCUUGGUCACCCCGCCAUCAUCCAAGCGUGUAAGGCUUGAUAAGUCAUGGUCUUCGAGACUGAGCCCAGGCGCAGCAUCUUUGAGCCAGUCCUCAGUACCAGAAUCGCCUUCACCCAGAAGAAGCAGGCGGCUGGCAGAACUGCCACCAUCCGAGUCUCCUGAAGCCAAAUCUACACGCGAAGUGGCAUCAUCCCCCAUCUGUAUAGAAUCUGAUGACGAUGAGGUCGAAAUCGCAAGACCCAGCCAGUCUAGCACCGAUGUCAAGAUAGACGAUGAGGAGCCUGGCGAGGACGACAUCAUUGAGGAAGAGGAAGAGUUUGCCGAAUAUGUCCAGAGGGCAAAGGAGCAGCGCGCCCGAGAUGUCUCUCGUGAUGUCGAUUUUGAUUGCGAUGAUAAAGCCGUCAAAGUACACGUCAAUAGCCAAAUCGACGGCACCCGGGACUGUCUGGUGAUCGUCAGAUAUGACAAGAGCUUGAAAGACAUUCGAAAAUCUUGGUUUCAGACCCAGACCAAGUUCAAUAUAUCGCUUCCUCCAGGUUUUACCAUGAGCGAUUCUAUCCUGACAUGGUGUGGCGCACCAGUCUACAGCCACACCAGCCUUCGUGAUCUGUCCAUUAGACCCUGCGGAUCUGGUAAGGUAACUGCGCCAAGCUCAAACCGAGAUGGUAUAAGCCCUGACGGUACUGUGGUCCUUAUGCGGAUACAUACCCCUGAGGGCUUCAGGAUAUUCGAGGAAGAAAAGCGUCGGAAACGUGAAGCCCACGACUUCUCCGACGACGAAGCAGAUGAUUUGCCGGAAUCCGAGGCCGAAAUAUUGACGAUCAAUCUGGCGGCCCGAGACUUGGAGCCAGCGGAGUUGAAGGUUCAGCCAGAGACAACCGUUGACACAGUCAUAACGACCUACCGAGCCAUUCAAAAGAUACCGUCUUCUCGCCAAAUUACUCUUUGGUUUGAUGGCGAAAUGCUUGAAGACUACAUCACUAUGAGGGAUGCUGAUAUUGACGAUUUGGAUACCAUCGAGGUUCAUAUCAAGUGA